UACUGAAAAGUUUCAGCAUGGCGCUGUCAAGAGCUGUUAAUGGUGUGUUUAUUGUGGCUGCCAAACGGACGGCCUUUGGGACAUUUGGAGGCAAGCUGAAAGGCAUGUCUGCUACUGCAAUGAUGGAACAGGCAUCUCAGGCAGCGCUGGCUGCUGGUAAUGUCAACCCAGAGAAUGUCAGCUCUGUUAUCAUUGGAAAUGUCAUACAGUCGUCGACAGAUGCUAUAUACCUAGCAAGACAUGUUGGUCUGAGGUCUGGUGUCCCAGAGGCUGCUCCAUCCCUUUGUGUAAACAGGUUGUGUGGGUCUGGCUUCCAGGCAGUUAUCAAUGGAGCUCAGGAAAUUAUGCUCGGUGAGAGUGAAAUUGUUCUUGCUGGUGGAACAGAGAGCAUGAGCCAGGCACCAUUUGCAGUCCGAGAUAUCCGCUUUGGUACUACCUUGGGAAAACCCUUGCAGUUGGAAGACACAUUGUGGGGUGGACUUACAGAUACCUACACUAAAAUGCCAAUGGCUAUCACAGCUGAGAACCUGGCCAUGCAGUAUAACAUUAGCCGUGAGGAUUGUGACACGUAUGCCCUGCAGUCACAGACACGCUGGAAAAAUG
Messenger RNA from Ylistrum balloti, 603 nucleotides. Its product is annotated as 3-ketoacyl-CoA thiolase, mitochondrial-like. The annotation marks the transcript as partial. Gene Ontology annotation, molecular function: acetyl-CoA C-acetyltransferase activity. NCBI's taxonomy places the organism in Eukaryota, Metazoa, Mollusca, Bivalvia, Pectinida, Pectinidae. Gene Ontology annotation, biological process: fatty acid beta-oxidation. The transcript is spliced from 5 exons. The record is from RefSeq and is a predicted model, not a curated record.